This is a messenger RNA of Nerophis lumbriciformis (worm pipefish), 2745 nucleotides long. RefSeq names its product adducin 3 (gamma) b (gene add3b). The record is from RefSeq and is a predicted model, not a curated record. Lineage: Eukaryota; Metazoa; Chordata; Actinopteri; Syngnathiformes; Syngnathidae. Gene Ontology annotation, biological process: barbed-end actin filament capping. Gene Ontology annotation, molecular function: actin filament binding. Gene Ontology annotation, cellular component: postsynaptic density; plasma membrane; cytoskeleton.
AAACACACCCACGUCCUCCCAGCAGCUUCUCUCCGCUGCACACUCGCCUCCUUCUGGAUGCCGUUGCCUGCACAAUGUUUCCACAACAAGGAUAAUAUCUACCAUGCUUUACCUUUAAACAUAUUUCCCCCCCGGAUCGUGUUUUCGGGAGCGGCGGGAAAAGACUUCCACCUCCGCGUCGUCCAGGCAACUCUUGAGAUUCAAGGAGAAGCGUGGGAGGCGGUGAAUAGACGGGCAAAAAAACCUGCAGUAAGAUGAGCCUGGUGGAGGUGAGGCAGUUGGCGGGAUCGUUGACCCUGUCCCUAUCCAGCAACAACUCCAAGGAGCGCUGCUAUGAGAGCGAUCCGGAUAGCCUCCGGAGCCGUGCCUUGUCUCCGGACCUGAGGCAGGACUUUAACAUGAUGGAGCAGAAGAAGAGGGUCACCCACAUCCUGCAGAGUCCGGUGUUUAAAGACGAACUGGAAGGCCUGAUUCAGGACCAGCUGACAAAGGGCAACAACCCCACGGGUCUCCUGGCUCUGAGACAGAUAGCCGACCUGGUCAUGGCCAGCACCGUGGGAGGGGCCGGGCCCUUGACGUCGCCCAUCAGCUUGGGAAUGGUCUCGCCAAUUAACGACUUGUACGGCGCGGAGUCGCCAUCCUUCGCCAAAGGAGAGAAGCCGAGCCGCUGUAGGCUGGCCAGCCUCUACAGGCUCGUUGACCUUUUCAGCUGGGCUCGCUUCACAAGCUCCUACAUCACCGUGCGUGUCAACAAAGAGCAGGACCAUGUUCUUAUCAGCCCGAGAGGUCUUUCUUUUGCCGAGGUGACCGGAGCAACUUUGGUUAAAGUGAACAUGAUAGGCGAUGUUGUGGACCAGGGCUCGACCGAUCUGGGAAUCGAUCACUUCGGAUUCGCUCCCCACGCCGCCAUCUACGCCAUGCGGCCCGACUUGAGAUGUAUCGUCCACGUCCACACCCCCGCCACAGCUGCCGUGUCUUCCAUGAAGUGUGGAAUACUGCCCAUUUCCCAGGAGGCCUUGCUUCUUGGAGACGUGAGCUGCUUCGGUUACCAUGGCAGCCUGGAUAAUAGAGAGGAGAAGGUGGAGUUUCAGAAAGCUCUGGGCCCGACUGCCAAGGUCAUGAUCUUGCGAAAUCACGGGCUGCUGGCCCUCGGAGAAACCGUGGAGGAAGCCUUCCACUACAUGUACCACUCCCAGCAAGCGUGUGAAAUCCAGGUGCGGGCUUUGGCGUGCUCCGGCGGCGUGGACAACCUGGUGCUCCUGGACAGAGAGAGGUUCAAACCGCUGACACAGGGUGUGGCUGCUGCCGGAGUGCUCAUGAGCAACGACUUCAAGUGGAAAGUGGGAGAGGCUGAGUUUGAGUCCCUGAUGAGGAUGCUGGACAACCUGGGCUACAGAACAGGCCACUCUUACAGGAACCCCAUUGUCCGUGAAAAGCCCAGGUCUAAGAACGACGUGGAGAUCCCCGCCACCGUGUCUGCGGUGACAGCGGAGGACGACGAGUCGGGCCUGCGCAGCCCCUUCCAGUUCAUGGUGCAGAAGCAGCAGCGGGAGCGCACCAGGUGGCUCACCUCGCCCAACAGCUACUUGAGGGUGAACAUGCCGGAGCAUUCUCCCAGCGGGGACGUCAGCCCCAGAACCAAAACAAUGUGGAUGAGGUCUUCAGAGCCAGGCAAGACCGUGGGCACGCCGAUAAAGAUUGAAGACCUGAACCAAUUCGUCCCACUCAACACUGACCCCACAGAGGUUUUACACAAGAGGAACCGAAUAAAAGAGCAGCACAGAGGAGACCAGAUGACCGCAGGUCCAAAGUCCCAGUUACUAGCAGGCAUUGUUGUGGACACCAUACCAGGACCCGCUUUCAUCAUCGAGGAUGAGGAGCACACUCGCUCCCUUCCCCCGAACCCUUUCAACCAUCUGACAGAGGAGGUGCUGAAGGAGUACAAGAACAUGGUGGAACGCAAGCAGCAAGGCCAAGACGACGACGAAGACGCCACCGAUGCAGACGAGAUGACCACGUUUGAUGGCUCGACAAUUUCCCUUUCACUCUCUCCCAUGAUGACGCCAACCAAGCAAGACUCCAUAACCAACGGGAAAGACCAGGUGUCAGACCCGGAGGAGGACCUGAGCACCGAGGUUUCCAAGCUGAGCCUGAGCACCUCGGAGUCGCUGGAAACCUCCACCGCCACCAAGGGGGAGGCGCAGACUCCGGAGAGCCAAGCCAAGAAGAAGAAGAAGAAGUUCCGCACGCCGUCCUUCUUGAAGAAGAGCAAGAAGAAAAGCGAAGCGUGCGUGCAUUAACGCCAGGGUAAACACCGCCUUCUUAAGACGUCCCUGAACAAGUGAAAGAUCGCAGUGGUUCUCUGGCCUGUGUUUUUAACCACAGCUCUCUUUUUUUCUAACGAUAUUCCUUUUUUUGCACAAACUCCUCUUAUGAAUGUAUCCUAAACUAGCACGUGGCUAAAGAAACAUUCCAGAUGGUCGACUAUUAGACGUGAAAUACUAAAACUCUUGUACUAAACACGCUGUGACUAUGAUGUAAUAAUAGGCUGCUUGCAUCAAUCAUGUGACCUACAAUGUGAAGCUGUGUAAAUAGUUUUGCUAAAAAUGUGACCGCACAAUCGUAACACCGCCAUGUUUUUAUAUGUCCUCAGCCGGGUUAUAACCUUUACGACGCUUUUGCCCACGUGGUUGAUGUUUCAAGACAGCAGGGCGUUCCGCUAUGAAAUAAAGCCUGGUCCAACUA